CUUGCCUUUCCCCACCAUUGUCACGGUGUCGGACGCGUCCCCUUUCUCCCUCGACGCGUCUCUGGGCUUCAGCUUUGCAACUCUCACCGUAAAAGUCGCGGUUGAAACACAACCCUAUCUGGGCGCCAAUCACCUAAACCGCCAUCAAUAGACAUAGCGCAUUCCCCCGUCCGUGGGAGUGUUCUUGAACACACAAUUAGCAAGGACAAUGCCAUCGCUGUCCAGUGAGAUGGGCAGCGAGAGCCAGGCCAGCCAGAUGUUGCGCCUGGUCACCGAAGACGACAGCAGCUCCGGCAGCGCGUUCUCCAAACAGAACGACGCGUCCGACCUCCAGUCUUCCAACGACAUCCCCGAAUCCGUACCCAUAGAGGACGUCGCGCCCCAGUUCUACCUCUACGGUCUCGGCGAGUCGCAAUCGCAGCGACAAGGGGACGACAGCUUCGCCGAGGGAUCGCAGAAGGAGAACCUGGGCAGCUCGGGCUCAGGCCCGAGCAGCUCACAAGGAGGGAGCCAGGUCGGGACGCUAGCUGAAGCACGGGUCAACGCACCGGCCCCUGCGAAGGCACGGGCAGACAUGGCCCCACCGCUGCUUAUUGUGCGUGUUACAUUCAAGCGCCAAUGGUACUUAACCCUGACCGCGUUCUUCUUUCAGACCUCGAGCAAGUCGCCGCAGCCCUCGACGA
This is a messenger RNA of Schizophyllum commune H4-8, 683 nucleotides long. RefSeq lists its product as uncharacterized. The transcript is spliced from 2 exons. Lineage: Eukaryota; Fungi; Basidiomycota; Agaricomycetes; Agaricales; Schizophyllaceae. The annotation marks the transcript as partial. The record is from RefSeq and is a predicted model, not a curated record.